CUUAAGCCCAUCUAAACACUGCCUACCUAGGUACCUAGGUAGGUAUAAAUAAUGCACUCGAUUCACUAAUCAAGCUGUAUCAUAAUUUAGUUACAACUUUCCAACAACUUUUCAUAAUUAGCAAAGCGAACUUCAAGUUCCUACAUCAUGUCUCAAACUCGGCAAAUCAACAAAACUAUCAAGACCCUGUCCUUGGAAAAUUAUGUCCCCGACGGAGGUCAAGUAAGGGACGAUAUAGCACCUAAGCUUGGAACUAUUACUCGAUCUGAGUUUGAAGUUGAGUUUCAACUUAUCUACGAGGUUCACGGGGACUACAAUAAGGGCGAUAAAGACAAUGCCAGCCUUUUAGUCAUCAGGAUCCUUCCAAAAGCUCACAAUCAUACCCGGCAGUUCGGUUGGUUCAAGGUCACUCUAACUAUUGCCCAAGAUUGGACAGAUAGCAGUAAGGAAUCAGAAGAUGACGAAAGCAUUCCACUUAUUGAGUCAAUCGAGCCUGCAUCCCGUGGUACCCAAUUUGUUGAUGUUUUCACAACCAAUGAAACUCCAGAACGUGCAGUAAAGGGAAGCAUACAAGCCCAAAUAUAUGGAGCUACAGCAGGUUUAGAGGGUUCCAACACAUCAAAGUCUGAGUUCAAAACGCACCAUCUACUUAAAGUAAAGUCAGGUACGCAGCGCACCGUUAAGGCAUUGUCGAGGAAGAAGGUUAAUAGAGUAUGGUGGACACUCGAAGCAGCCAAAAAAGAAGAUGGGAUCGGUGAUAGCUUCACAGUGGCCUUACUAAUUAAACGCCCCAGAGGAUCCAAGUUUCGCCUCGAAGCUCAUACAGACGGGGAGAUCGGCACGUUCAAAGAAAAGGUCAAGUACGUGGCAACCGGUUUUUGGAGUAAGAACGAAGACAAGCUUCUAGACAUAUUCGGUCCGGCAGGGAAUAUAAAGGACCAGAAAAUUCCUAAAGACAUCGAUGUGCAUAAUCUGCACGCUGCCUCGACAGAAAAUAUAAUGCAGAGGAUCGAAGAAGUCGGGUUACAUCUCCCAGAACAAAGGCGACCAGUAAGAUUUGAAGAAGAAAUCACGACUAUCAACUCCGAAUUGGAAGAUUGUGGACCCCUGGAUAUGCAGACUGCCCUAGAGCCUGUCGAGGUAAGUAGCAACAGUGACAGGGAUAACGACAUAAGCCACGUUGCUACAAAAGAAACUGGUACAGAAAAGUCUGGGUAUCAGCGCAUUCGAGAAUCCAAAGGCUCGUUGUUAGGCGAGAAUCCACCAAUGACAACACCAUUCUCAAUAGCUCGGGUAGAGCGCCUUCAUAAAAUGGCAGCAUUGUAUGAACGUCUUGCAGAACUGCACCGAGAAGAAGCUUGAUAAAAAACCAAUCUUACUGGCUGGUGUGGUAGUCCAUAGAAGGUGGGGGGAUCAAUUUCCAGUAACAACUUGCGAUAUUGUUGCAUUUUCUAUAAUACCCGAUAGCCGCCUAGCUUCCCCCGUCUAUGUUUACAUCUCGCCGUCUUAGA
This is a messenger RNA of Daldinia decipiens, 1511 nucleotides long. RefSeq lists its product as uncharacterized. Bases 148 to 1362 code for a protein of 404 amino acids. The transcript has 3 exons. Lineage: Eukaryota; Fungi; Ascomycota; Sordariomycetes; Xylariales; Hypoxylaceae. The record is from RefSeq and is a predicted model, not a curated record.